GCUCCGCUCACCCCUGCGCGCAGACAGAGCCCCCGCACGCCGCCGCUCCGUCACCAGCUGCCGGACUCACAGUCCACCGGUGGCGUGCACCACCUGCACCGAGUCACGGUAUCGGAACACCACCCGCCUCCCCAACCCACACACACACACAUUCUCACACCAUCCACACACACACACACUCCCCUCCCUCCUCCCGUGGCCAGUGUUGCGCUUCUGCUGCAGCGUCCAAGUUCAGGUGAGCGCUGGUCUCCGGCACAACAAGUCCCGACGCACAGACCGGGAUGCUCGCUCCCUCCCUCCCGUCGGAUGGGAUGCUCUAGAUGGGCCGCGCAGGAUGUGAAGCCCCGCUAGAAGAAGCAGGAGGAGGAUGGCCACACCAGUCUCGUCUGCGGCGGUGCUGCUGCUCCUGCUGGGCUUCCUCUCCGCGUCCUCCGUCAAUGCCGACCCCCUGCUGUCAGCUCCGCUCAAUGUGACCAUCAGAGAGCUUGAGGUCAAUUCCGCCGUGGUCACGUGGGAAAUCUUGGAGGGAGACCCCGUUAUUGGAUUCGCCAUCACCCAGCAGAAGAAGGACGUACGCAUGCUGAGGUUCAUCCAGGAGGUGAACACCACCACACGCUCCUGCGCACUGUGGGAUCUUGAUGAGGACACCGAGUACAUCGUCCACGUCCAGAGCAUCAGCAUGGGAGGCAGCAGCCCCCCCAGUCAGCCCGUUCUCUUCAGGACGCCCAAAGAGUCGGAGAAGAUGGCGUCCAAGAGUCCAGACGAGGUGACGAUGGAGGAGUUUGGUCACGCUGCCCAACUGAGGGCCGGAGAACUCAUCAUCAUUGUGGUGGUGCUCAUCAUGUGGGCAGGUGUGAUCGCCCUGUUUUGUCGUCAGUAUGACAUCAUUAAAGACAAUGAGCCCAACAACAACAAGGACAAAGCCAAGAACUCCUCAGAGUGCAGUACUCCUGAGCACCCACAAGGGGGGCUACUGCGCAGCAACGUCUGAGACCAGCCCCGCAUCGCCUUGCAAUAACCAACUCCUUGUACCUCAGGACAGGAACAUUGUUUUUUCCAGACCCUGAGACCAACAGAAAGCCAUUGUCAGACACCAUCCCACUGAAGAAAAGAUUAACCAUCACAGAAGCUUCACACAAUGAAGAACUCUUGAAAUACAAAAGACACAAACGUGAACUUGAAGAAUCACAGGCUACAAACAGUCCAACAGGAAACAGAAGAGGACAAAUCCACUUUCACCUUUGUUGUGCCCAAAACUGGACUGUAGCCUACUUUUUGUGGGCGGCCGAUAUGACAGAACAUGAAAUGGCUUUCAGUCAAGGCACCAGUGGGGACUCGAGUUUCUUCUUGACGAGAACUGCUUGAUUCGUACGUUCUGGUUACUCUUCAUCAGUGGCAUCAAAUCCCAGGAGUGGAUCAUCAAACAUGAAUGUCUGUUGUUUGUAUAUUCAACUGAAGGUCAGAGAUGGCAGAGAUGUAGUCUGUCUCACCGGAACAGCUGGUCCUUUAGGCCCAGGUAUUAGUCAGCACACAACAAAACAAGCGACAAAAACACAAGAACUUUCUCUUUUUCUAUCUGUCCACCCGUCAUAGCCUCGUAUUUUUUGUCUUGACCACAGCCCUCCGUGUAGCAGCUCAUCUCUCUCCUCGUCUUUCUGUGUCUGUGUUUCUCUAAUAAGCACAUCACCAUUUGGUGCUCCUCCUACUGUGAUUGUUUGAGCCCUCACAAUCCCAGUCUUGAUUAUGGUAUCAUUUUGACACUGUACACCGAGUCUUACUCUCUGUCAUCAGUUAAAUGAUGUGUUUAUUUUUUCUGUCUGGAACUGGAACCUUAAAGCCCUGUCAGUGCGGAGAUACAACGCCAUCUAUUUAUUUUACUUUCAAAGCAUCCCAUAUUUUGUUUAUUUGAGUUGAGUGACGUCUGAAUACAGACAAAGUUGAAGGAUUGGCCAGGAUUGGUCAUCAAAGUAAUUUUUUUUACUCCAAAUCUAAAUUUUACAACACACUUGAACUUUGAAAGUUAUCAAAAAAAAUUAUGCAGGUUCAUAUUGAGGGUUAUUGUUGAGCGCUGCAUAUUCAGCACCAUAUGCUGUGUGUGGUCUGCAGCGGGAUGUGCAGGGAAUAAGGAUGGAGAUAUGCAAAGCAUCGUUCCUUAAUGAAAAGAACAUACAGGGCCAAGUUUGGUUUGGGUUUCCACUGUGGUUUGGCUGGAGACCAGCAGGGAUGCCAGGCUGCGGAGGCACACAGCUGUCCCAUUUGGCCGUGUGGCUGAAUCCCUGUUUUGAAAUGUAAACCAUUUCUACUCAUAUCCCACAAUCUUGGGAUAGAGUGAAAAUACAUUAUAUCCAGAGGAGAACGUGAUCAAACUGCCAUACAACUGCAAGUACCAGUAAAUGUUACAUGAACAUGUAUCUCAAUCAGUUGGUUAAAGGAAUGUCCAGUGGACCUGGCACAGUGAAAAGUCAGCACAUACGACUAUGAUUUGAAAAGUGUUCCAACCUCCAUAGUGGUCUGGCGGUCUGAUAGUUUAAUAUCCUGGAAAAUAUACUCAUCACUCUUCUCGGUGGUUCCUCCAUCAGCCCCUGCGAUGACUCGCCCUACCCCCACUUAAUGUGAAAUAGCUGCUUCUUUGAGAAAAAGUUGAAUGGUCAGGCCUAAGUACAUAAAAAAAAAUUGGGAUCGACGCAAACUACUAAGGGCACAUCAGCAAGACUCAUGGUGGCAUGGCACACAUAUAUAGUAGAGUACAAGGACGAUGAAAGUUCUAAUAAUAGCUCAUUGUGUGUUUUAUUAUUCGGCUGGUAGUAGUCCCCAACAAAUGUAGUGCUAUCUUCCUUUUCGAGUUACAUUCAUUCCAAACUACAAUACCUUGCUCUGCAAAGGAAAAAAUGGGCUUGGGGUGAGUGCCACAGACUGGGUAAGGACGUCGGAAAGUGUUGAGAGACAGAUUACCACAUUGUAGAAUUUGGUGUUUUCAUAGGUUGACAAAAAGAAAAUGAUGGAAUUAUGGCAGCAUAAUCCAAACGAUAAACUAAUGAGUGGAUACAAUCAUUGUUAUUUGCAGCCAUAGAUCUUAAGCUCAAAUGGACAUCCUCGCAUUAAAAUAGAAAUCAUAGCGUCCUCGCUGAGUCACCUCAGUUACCACUUCAUCAAGGGUUUUAUGUGAGAGCGUAAAGGACGUUAUCACUGUAGUCCAGUUAAAGCCUCGUUAUCUUCUUCAGGGCUUCCUGUUCAAUUAUUCUGUGUUACCCACAUUAUUACAGAGAUAUUGGACGCCAGCCGCCGGAUAGCGUUGCCCACCAUUUGGGUUCACUAGAAAGUCAGACAGAAAAACACUGCAGAGCUGAACUCGGCAGAGUUAGAGAUAAUUAGUGAAUGUCUGAAUACCUCGCAGGUUGAGAUGACUGCUAAUCAGCUCCACAUACGCACUCGCUUGCACUUUCUGGAUUUAAAAGCUGCCUGGCGUAUUUAAAUGCCGCCCUGUGCUGAGAGAGACAGCCAUUACUUUCCUCAUCUCAGUCAUCAGUUCUGCAAGAACAAUGAUCCCUCACCCUGCCAUCCAUUUUUCACCCUCUCCUUAUCAGCCUCCCUCUUUCCUCACUCUAUCUCCAGCCGCCUUCACUCUCCCAUUUAUGGCUUUUCCCUUCACUUUCUAUCUCACUGUCGCAAUGCUGUCUUUCUCAUAUAUCAUGGCACCCUUCCUCGUUUCCCCCUUCACCGGUCCUCUCCCCUGUUUCUCAUUAUAUCCACUCUUACUCACUAUCCCUUUCUGCAUCAGCUCUCCUCUCUCGUUCUUUCUGCUCCGACUAUAGACCGCUGCCUAUCGCUCGCACCUCUGCUCAUUUAUCACCUUUUUGUCUCGGACUGGACAGGAUGGACCUGGUAAACAAGUGGGAGUGAAAUAGGAGGAGGGAGGGAGUGAAUGAAAGAAUCAAUAAAAGAGGAGAACUCAAAGGAAAGUGAGUGGAAGAAAAGCACUAUUUACACUAUUAACAAGCACAUAUGGUAUCAAAGUGUAUUAAGAGCAAUACUCAGCAUUUAAACAGUUUGGUGGAUGGCUUCAUUGUUUUUUUUUAACCUAUUCCAAAAUGCAGAGUGACUCUAUUCUCUAAUAUAAGUUGCAAAUGUUAGCAUGUUCAGCUAAACAAGUUGUGUUUUAAAUAGAGCAUGUAUAUUCUAGUAUUAAGUGGAAGCUGGUCCUGGAUCCUAUUAAGAUAAUGCUCGAGGCUAUGUCCUGCAGAUUUAACUGUAAAUGUAACUAAUGUUACCUGAGCUAGCGCUAUAUUUGCGGAAACAAGACGGUUAUUACUCAUCCUAAAACCGCAAAAUUGUGAACCGCAAAUAAGUUUUAGCCACAGGCUGCGUGAUGUUUCUGCAGUCCAGCUUUCCAGUAACAAAAUCCUCAACAUCUUGCAUGUGUUUGAACACAGAAGGAGUAAAUCUGAAAUCCAGGGAUGUUGAUGCCUUAUCCAUGAUCUCAUGAACCAGGUACUGCUGUCGGUACAUUUCUUUUAGUGUUUGAAAGCCGUGUGGCAGCCCCCCUCCAUCUUCCAGGCGGCGGGGAAUCUUUCUCAGUCUUGGAACAGUUGGGCUCUCCAGGUUCUGCAGGUGGCUGCAGGUGCAGCUGGCUCUUUUCGAGUGCAGCACUGCCAAUUUCCAUUCAAUAAUUUCAGCAUGACUUUCAGCGUGUAAAAGCAGGCCAUUCACUUUUACCUCCUGUGUCCCCUUUGUCCUCGAGGAAAUCCAUUAGCGCGCUGUAGUUGGCAGCAAUGGAUUGUAAGGAGGCCCCUUUCAAAGUAAAGCACAUCAGGGCACAGGGGCGUCAAAGACGGUGCUUCUUUGACGUGAACUCAUGGAACCAUGUGAGAUUCAUUUGGCGAGUUUCUGAUUAGUGUUAUCAAUUCACAAGAUGUGCAGAGUGGAUGCAGCUCAGGGCUCCUGCACGCGAGCCUGCAGACCCGUUCUUAUGCCAGACACAUUUGACCCACAUUUACUGACUGGUAGUGAGACUCUCAUCAGGACAUCUUUAAACAGCUGGAAAAGUGUGUCUCCUGUUGUUUUGGAUGUCUCAUAAAUUCCAAGAAAAAGCUCCUCUGACUCUAGAUUUUCAGUCACAACAUGAAAGCAGACAGACAGACCUGCUUAUUGAUUGGGAUGUCGGCUGUAUCGUCCAUAAUUACUGAGAAAACUUUAUUUCUUCACUCGCCGUUCUCAAGCACGUCAUGGACCAUAAUUUUAGUCACCUUGCUUAUGAUAUCAUGAGAUAGCCACUUGCACUCCUUGCAAGCCAGCUAUGAGCGUAACUCUGGAAUAUCUUGAGUACGCAAGUUUAGCAACUGGGUCGAGUUGGACUCCUCGUCUGUUUUUCCUCUAAUGGCCAAUCCCUGACACGAAACAUAUUGGAUGGAGGAAAGAAUACCCAAUAAAGCUUGCCUCGCAUCAGCCAUCUGUUUUUGCUGGAGGAAUAAAAAAAAAUGCAGGAAUAGAAGCAGCCACGUUAACUACCGCGUUAGCAGUGGCAACGAUGCUAACAGCAGCUCCAUGCAGGUUUGACUUUGCGUAGAGUCUGAAUCGUUCCACUGCUUUAGCCCAACUGGAAAAGCCAUUUCUAACAAAGGUUUCAAAGACUCCAUAUCGUGUUCUGUGGCCAGAGACAGCAUUUUUAAGAAACUCAUGGCGAAAAGGUUAGCUUUAUUUUGGUUGACAUAGCAACAGGUAUCUUUUUAAGCUAAAAAAACAUUUUCACACUAUUCCCUAGCUUGACAGGUGUAACUAGGGGAUAGGGCUUUGUUAUCGGUCGCUUAAAAAUCGUUUAAAGUGGUUAACUAAAGAGUAUUAGCAAAAUAACAUGAUAAAAAAGUUAUAUAAGAGAAACGUAAAAUGCCCUAAUGUUUGUGCCCGUCUUCCUGUGGUGUAACCGCUUUACUGUACUGCAAUGAUGUACAACUAUAGGGAAUCAUGACAUCACUGAUGGUGACAUCGUGGUCAAACAUCAAAAACUUUUUCAAGGUUUCCACCAAAGGCAGCAGUAAAGCUCAUUAGAUGAAUCCACGCACCAGUCUCUCAAACUGUAAGAACGGGAGUAAAACGUGUGACUAGAAAUAGAGAGAGAUUAGAAGAAAAGCCUGUGUAGAAUGAAUAAAUGACUCCAGUGUUGUGGUUGGCCAUUAACUCGAGUUUGUUUUAGAUAGAAACCAUUUUGAAAAAGGCAGAGAAGUGCUUCCCACCUGCACACAAACAAACAGAAAGAGACUAAAAGAGAAGACUUGUGAUUAUAUGAAGUUUAUGAUGCUACUUGUGAUUGAUCAACACAAACUGUUCUGUUCUAAAUUUCUCAAUAAACCGGUUGCACGGGGAUAAAAAUCAGCGGGAUGUAAAUCUGAUAUAGUGGGUGAUAAAAGUACAAAUGUGCUGUAAAGCUAUAAUAGCACUGAACCUCAAGUGGUAUUACUUUCCACUGGUCUAAUCCAAGUGCACAUACACACUCACUUAAAACACUGGCUCCCACACAGAGCCCAUUCUCCGGCUGGCUGGGGACCAAACUGUCACACUGAGGGAAGCAGCAGAAGGCGGGUCUGGCUCCGACAGCUCGGUCUCUGUCUAUCUGAGGCUGCAGGAGGCGACUCAACAGCUGCUCAUGGUGAACAUCCAAUGAGGCAUGUGAGAAUAUGGAGACUGAGACGGACAGAAAAUCCUAAAGACGGACAAACAGAGGCAGAGAGGGGAGGGGGAGGGAAGAUGAGUCAGAGGGAGUAAAACUGCAAGAGACAGGAGAGAGAAGAUCAUUACACCCUGUGGAUCUCAAAACUCCAAGUUAAUUCCAGUAUGAUGAGAUAUUUGAAUGUUAAUAGGAUUCUCAGUUGAGUGGCAUUGUCUUGAUUUGAGUACAUCAUUGGAGGAGUGAAUAUUGAGAGUCACCGCUGUGGAAUUUCUGUGUCUGGGAGAAGUGCUCCAGCUUCCUCCCACAGUCCAGACAUGCAGAUUAGGUUCGUUUGAGACUCUAAAACUGACCGUAGGAGUGAAUGGUUGUUUGUCUGUAUCGUGAUACGCCGGAGACCUGUCCAAGGUGUACCGCGCCUCUGGCCAAUCGUCAGCUGGGAUUGGCUCCACCUCCCUCCGCAACCCUCAAAGGGAUAGUGUUAGAAUAGAUAAUGGGUGAAUGGAUGGAUGGAUAUUGACAUAACAAAGUGUGUGUAAAGUAAGAGCUAGAAGUACACGUGAAUACAUUUGACAGUGGCCAAAUAAUGUCUGCUUCUUGUACCAAACAUUCUUUGCUGCAGGAAACAACCUUGGAUUUUUGGCAACCAGGUGCUUGGCCAUGUCUACAUGUAUAAAUGUUUAGCACACUGAUAAAUGUGUAAGAUUUACUUGAUCUAAUUAUAAGAAAUGUUCCAGUUGUGCUGUUUUUGUUCCACAACAUCACCUUGAGUUUCUCAGUAACCUCAGCCUUAAACCCAACUCCUGCUCACCCCAUCUCCAUGUGCCAACCGAACGUUACCAUGUUGUCAUCGCACUUUGUUCACACUAGUUUGCCUGUAAUGUAGAUGACUGGACGAGUAACUUCUGAAAACCUUGAACUACUUACCCCAUAAGGCCCCACACAUAGUAAAGGAAGGGACCUUUUAUACUUAUGGCGUAUGUUUGUACUGUAUGUUUCAGCAAAUAACCAAGAAGCAUGGAUUUACAGCAGAAUAAUGGAGUCAGUGUUUUAUGUACAAUCAUGUCUGUGUUGUCCAUUUUGAUGUUUAUGGGAUAAAACCUGUUCAUGAGGGCUAGCAUGACUCUGCUAACGUUCACAUCCAUGGUACACCUACACACACACACACCCACCCACCCACUCACCCACACACACAUGCACACACUCAUGUCUUUCUAUGGUUGUGAGGACACUCACUGACACGAUGCAUUCCCUAGCUCACAACUAAAUGUCUAAACCUAAAUUAAAUUGAACCCGAGCACUCAAACCAAUGAAUUUGUGAGGACCAGCUAAAAUAUCCUCACAUUAAGAUAGUCCCCUCACAACUAUAAAGACAAGUACACACACAAACACACACAAACACACAUGUAUAUACUAUUUCUAUGAAAAUAUAAAUGUCUAAUUAUGUAUUAACACAGGAAAAAAAUAAAGUAUUUUCAAAGCACCA
Hippoglossus stenolepis (Pacific halibut) is the source of this 8144-nucleotide messenger RNA. RefSeq names its product fibronectin type III domain containing 5b (gene fndc5b). Bases 368 to 991 code for a protein of 207 amino acids. Gene Ontology annotation, molecular function: protein binding. The transcript has 6 exons. Lineage: Eukaryota; Metazoa; Chordata; Actinopteri; Pleuronectiformes; Pleuronectidae. The record is from RefSeq and is a predicted model, not a curated record.